Penicillium subrubescens is the source of this 279-nucleotide messenger RNA. RefSeq lists its product as uncharacterized. The transcript has a single exon. The coding region runs from base 1 to 279 and encodes 92 amino acids. The record is from RefSeq and is a predicted model, not a curated record. Lineage: Eukaryota; Fungi; Ascomycota; Eurotiomycetes; Eurotiales; Aspergillaceae.
AUGGAGAGCACUCCAUCGUCGCGGAAAGGUGGGGUCUUCAUCAAGGAUCCAAACCGUGGGCGAAGACUUGCAGCUGCAUUCCUCGAAAAUGCUGCCCAGUUAGACAAGAACAAUGAGGAAAAGUUCGAAAACCUUCAACUUCGCUCUGGGGCCCCAGGAACACUGAAGAUGAGUUGUCACUUGGUCCUACUAGUCUGCCUUCUACUUUACAAUCUGCCGUCUGUGCCCGGUUUGGGGAUGUCGCGCGUUCACCUCUAUACACUGGAGAUGUAUACUUAG